Osmerus eperlanus (European smelt) is the source of this 4041-nucleotide messenger RNA. RefSeq names its product fibroin heavy chain-like. NCBI's taxonomy places the organism in Eukaryota, Metazoa, Chordata, Actinopteri, Osmeriformes, Osmeridae. The transcript is spliced from 22 exons. The record is from RefSeq and is a predicted model, not a curated record. The coding region runs from base 229 to 4041 and encodes 1270 amino acids.
GGGAGAAAAGCCCACUUGGUCAAAUGAAGUGAUCCAUUGAACCGAAUGUGUGUUCUUUCUCUCUCUCUCUCUAUCUCAGCCAAUUACCUAGUGUCCUGUCUUGCAUCUCUCCUUCUUUUCCUCAUUCAUUCGCCCUCCUUCCUUUCCUGAAGGCCUUGGUGAGCCCUGAUAGGCUUGCAGAAAAUAAAACCUUGGGCUUGGGAGAGGAGAGGGACAUUUGGGAGCGAGAUGGCGAGAGGGUCAGUGGCCUCGUUCCUACAUGGAUUCCUGCUCCUCGGUCUGUGGAAGCCUUCAUUGCAAGGAGGCGUGUACAUACCUGCAGGUGCAGGGGGAGGAGCAGGAGCUGGAUUAGGAGCUGGGACAGGACCAGGAGCUGGAUUUGGUCCAGGUGGUAGAGCAGGAACCGGAUUUGGCCCCGGUGGAGGAGCAGGAGUAGGCCCUGGAGGUUUUGGUCCAGCAGCUGGUGGAGCUGGACGAGGAGGAGGCCCAGGAGGAGUUGGACCAGGAGGAGUUGGACCAGGAGGAGUUGGGCCAGGAGGAGUUGGACCAGGAGGAGUUGGACCAGGAGGAGUUGGGCCAGGAGUUGGACCAGGAGGCUAUGGAACUGGUCUUGGGCCUGGUGGAGCAGGAGCUGGUGGUACACCUCAAAAAACAGGAGGUGGCUAUGGUGUUGGAGUCGGAGGUCCUGGAGGACUCGGGGUUGGAUUUGGAGCAGGUCUAGGAGGAGGAGGAGCAGGAACAGCACUGGGAGGCACUGGAUAUGGGCCUGGAGGAAGAUAUGGGCCUGGAGGUGGAGGAGGAUUUGGGCCUGGAGGUGGAGGAGGAUUUGGGCCUGGAGGUGGAGGAGGAUUUGGGCCUGGAGGUGGAGGAGGAUUUGGGCCUGGAGGCACUGGAACAGGUCCUGGUGGUGCUGGUGGAGUUGGGCCUGGUGGUGCUGGUGGAGUUGGGCUUGGAGGUGCUGGUGGAGUUGGACCUGGUGGUGCUGGUGGAGUUGGGCCUGGUGGUGCUGGUGGAGUUGGGCCUGGAGGUGCUGGUGGAGUUGGACCUGGUGGUGCUGGUGGAGUUGGACCUGGUGGAGUUGGGCCUGGAGGUGCUGGUGGAGUUGGGCCUGGAGGUGCUGGUGGAGUUGGACCUGGUGGUGCUGGUGGAGUGGGCCCAGGUGGAGCUGGUGUGCCAGCAGGAGUGCCAGUGUUUCCUCAGACUGGAGUGCCAGGGGGAGGACUUGGAGGGAAAAGCAGUGGAAAAGCCUCCAAAGUCCCAGGUGUUGGAUUACCUGGACUUUAUCAAGGGGGAAUUGUGCCUGAUCAAGGUUUUGGAGGGCGUGGAGUCCUGCCUGGUGUUGCCACAGGAUCUGGACUUGGACCCCAAACUGGAUCUGGAGUUCUUGGCCAGGGAGGAGUUGGAAAUGGAGGUGGUGGAGCUGGCCGAGGCGGUUUUGGUGGACAGCAGCUGCCAGGAGUGUUCCGUGGAUACCCGCUCAUAUCACCCAAGUCAGGAGCUGGGGGUAAAUCAAAGUCUCCAGCCAAAGCUGCUGCUAAAUACAGUGGGGGUGGGGCUGGAGCCGGAGGUGGGCCAGGUCAAGGGACUGGAGCCGGUGGCGUCCUUGGCGGUAUAGGUGGAGUUCCUGGGGGAGCUGGAAGCGGUCUCGGUUUUGGAGCCGGUGCUGGAGCUGGGGCCGGCACACAGGGAGGACCUGGGGGUGCAGGUGGAGUUCCGGGUGGAGGGCCUGGAGCAGGCUAUGGGGCUAGUGCCAAAGCACGUAAAUAUGGUCAAACUGGAGGUGCUGGUACCGGACUUGGCCAAGGAGUUGUACCUGCAUCUGGGAUUGGAACUGGAGGAGUACUAGGGGGUGGCUAUGGUCCUGGAGGAGCUGGUACUGGUCCUGGUGGUGCUGGCUAUGGGCCGGGAGGGGCUGGUCCAGGAGGGGCUGGUACUGGGCCUGGUGGUGCUGGUACUGGGCCUGGUGGUGCUGGCUAUGGUCCAGGAGGGGCUGGUACUGGGCCUGGUGGUGCUGGUACUGGGCCUGGAGGUGUUGGCUAUGGUCCUGGAGGGGCUGGUACUGGGCCUGGUGGUGCUGGUACUGGGCCUGGAGGUGUUGGCUAUGGUCCUGGAGGGGUGGGUACUGGGCCUGGAGGUGUUGGCUAUGGUCCUGGAGGGGUGGGUACUGGGCCUGGUGGUGCUGGCUAUGGUCCUGGAGGGGCUGGUACUGGGCCUGGUGGUGUUGGUACUGGGCCUGGUGGUGCUGGCUACGGGCCUGGUGGUGCAGGAACUGGACAAGGUGCUGGCUAUGGUCCUGGUGGAGCAGGAACUGGACCAGGAGGUGCCGGCUAUGGUCCUGGUGGAGCAGGAACUGGACCAGGAGGGGCUGGUAGUGGAGGAUAUGAUCGAGAUGCAAAAGCUCGUAAAUAUGGCAUGCUUAGUGGUGCCCUUGGAGUCCCAGGUGGUGGACAGGGUGCUGGACGUGGAGGACUUCCAGGAGGAGGUGCUGGGGCUGGACUAGGCCAAGGAGGAGUGCCUGGCAGAACAGGCUAUGGUCCUGGUGGUGCAGGAACUGGACCAGGAGGUGCCGGCUAUGGUCCUGGUGGAGCAGGAGCUGGACCAGGAGGUGCCGGCUAUGGCCCUGGUGGAGCAGGAGCUGGACCAGGUACUGGGUAUGGUCCUGGUGGUGCAGGAACUGGACAAGGUGCUGGCUAUGGUCCUGGUGGAGCAGGAACUGGACCAGGAGGUGCCGGCUAUGGUCCUGGUGGAGCAGGAGCUGGACCAGGUGCUGGCUAUGGUCCUGGUGGUGCAGGAACUGGACAAGGUGCUGGCUAUGGUCCUGGUGGAGCAGGAACUGGACCAGGAGGUGCCGGCUAUGGUCCUGGAGGAGCAGGAACUGGACCAGGAGGUGCAGGCUAUGGUCCUGGUGGGGCAGGAACUGGACCAGGAGGUGCUGGCUAUGGCCCUGGUGGGGCAGGAACUGGACCAGGAGGUGCAGGCUAUGGUCCUGGUGGAGCAGGAACUGGACCAGGAGGUGCUGGGCCAAGACCAGGAACUGGAGCUGGAGGAUAUGAUGCUGAUGCCAAAGCUCGUAAAUAUGGCAUGCUUAGUGGUGCCCUUGGAGUCCCAGGUGGUGGACAGGGUGUUGGACGUGGAGGACUCCCAGGAGGAGGUGUUGGGGCCGGACUAGGCCAAGGAGGAGUUCCUGGCAGAACCGGCUAUGGUCCUGGUGGAGCAGGUACUGGACCAGGAGGUGCCGGCUAUGGUCCUGGUGGGGCAGGAACUGGACCAGGAGGGGCAGGCUAUGGUCCUGGUGGAGCAGGAACUGGACCAGGAGGGGCAGGCUAUGGUCCUGGUGGGGCAGGAACUGGACCAGGAGGUGCAGGCUAUGGUCCUGGUGGGGCAGGAACUGGACCAGGAGGGGCAGGCUAUGGUCCUGGUGGGGCAGGAACUGGACCAGGAGGUGCUGGCUAUGGUCCUGGUGGGGCAGGAACUGGACCAGGAGGUGCUGGGCCAAGACCAGGAACUGGAGCUGGAGGAUAUGAUGCUGAUGCCAAAGCUCGUAAAUAUGGCAUGCGUAGUGGUGCCCUCGGAGUCCCAGGUGGUGGACAGGGUGCUGGACGUGGAGGACUCCCAGGAGGAGGUGCUGGGGCUGGACUAGGCCAAGGAGGAGUGCCUGGCGGAACUGGCUAUGGUCCUGGUGGUGCAGGAACUGGACCAGGAGGUGCCGGGUAUGGCCCUGGUGGUGCAGGAGCUGGACCAGGGGCAGGCUAUGGUCCUGGUGGGGCAGGAACUGGACCAGGGGGUGCAGGCUAUGGUCCUGGUGGGGCAGGAACUGGACCAGGAGGGGCAGGCUAUGGUCCUGGUGGGGCAGGAACUGGACCAGGAGGUGCUGGCUAUGGUCCUGGUGGGGCAGGAACUGGACCAGGAGGUGCAGGCUAUGGUCCUGGUGGGGCAGGAACUGGACCAGGAGGUGCUGGCUAUGGUCCUGGUGGGGCAGGAACUGGACCAGGAGGUGCUGGGCCAAGACCAGGAAAUGGAGCUGGAGGUACUUUAGCAUAA